CGUCAAGUUGCUGCAAAAGCUGCUGCUCCUGUCACCGAGCCAUUGGAAACCUCAGCUCAAUCGCCCAUUGGCAACAUCGGCGCUGAGGACCAUAACAGCACCAGCACAUCAUCUCCAGCCGCCUCGCCCGCACCAGCACCUUCACCCUCUCCCUUCAUCUGGACACGCCACUGGGUACCCAUCAUCCCCGUGUCUUACCUCGACCCCAGCCGGCCCACGCCGGCAACAAUUCUAGGCCAGCCGCUGGUGAUAUGGCACCAUGCGACACAGGGCUGGGUGGUGCAGCGCGAUGUGUGUCCGCACCGCCUGGCCCCGUUGUCUGAGGGGCGACUGGAGGGCGGCGGCACGCGGCUGGCGUGCGCCUACCACGGCUGGGAGUUCAAUGAGGCGGGCGCCUGCACACGGGUGCCGCAGCUGGCCUCCGAUGCCC
Molecule: messenger RNA, 430 nt
Organism: Astrephomene gubernaculifera
Lineage: Eukaryota; Viridiplantae; Chlorophyta; Chlorophyceae; Chlamydomonadales; Astrephomenaceae
Source: the annotation of a GenBank genome assembly